AUGCAUGGGUCCACCAGGGGCGGCGGCGGCGGCGUCGAUGGCGUCGAGCACAUCCAAAACGGCAGGCGCCCAGGCGGCGCGGGACGCAGUUUCCCUGCUCUCUUUGUUCGUGGGGGAACCUCGAACGGACUGGUCAUCCUGCGCGAGCACUUGCCUCCUGCGAGCGAGUGGCCUAGCGUGCUUGCCUCAGCUAUGGGGUCGCCUGAUGGUAACGGGCGUCAGCUCGACGGCAUGGGCUCGGGCCUCUCGUCAACCUCGAAAAUCUGCGUCCUUUCUGCCUCCUCGCGCCCCGACUCUGACGUUGAGUUUACCUUCGUCCAGGUGGGCAUCAGAGACGGCAGCCUGGACAUGGCUGGCAACUGCGGGAACAUGUCGUCUAUUAUUGGCCCUGUCAGCCUGGACGAGGGCCUCGUCGAAGAUCCCCGCAUCCUGGAAGAAGCCGCCAGCGACAGCUGCAGCCACCCUGAUGACAUGGCCCGCACGGCUAGCACGGCCACGGCCACGGCCACGACCACGACCACGGCCCUGGUGCGCAUCUACAACACAAAUACCGCAAAGCUCAUCCAUGCACGCUUCCCCGUCACUGGUGAUCCGCCACGGUAUUACGCCAAGGGUGACUAUGCCAUGGACGGCGUCCCGGGCACCGGCUCAAAGAUCGUGCUCAGCUUCCUCAGCCCAGGCGGAGCGAAGACGGGCCAGACCCUACCCACAGGCAACCCAGUCAACAAUCUCACCCUCUCUGACGGCUCCACCAUCCAGGCGUCGCUCGUCGACGUCUCUAACCCUGGCGUCUUCGUCCGGGCCUCUGAUGUGGUCCCCGACAGCCUGGGCGGCCUCGACAAGCUCGAUCCUGCCGCCGUCGAAGCUAACCCAGCCCUCAAGGCACGCCUCGAGCAGAUAAGGCGCGCUGGUGCAGCUAGGAUUGGUCUCGACCCCAAUACGGAGAGCGUGCCGAAAAUAGUCGUCGUAUUUCCGCCAUCCCCCGCGCGCAAAAACCCGGGGAUAAAUAUCCAGUGUUUAGCGUUAUCGAUGGGACAAGCUCACAAGGCGGUCCCGCUGACAUUGGCCUUGUGCCUUGGCGCGGCCGCAUUGCUGCCGGGUACCAUUCCGUGCGAGCUUGCCCUCGUGGCUGCUGCCAAGGGAGGUGUCAUUACCAUCGGUCAUCCAAGCGGCAGUUUGGAUGUGAGCACUACUAUCAGAGACGGCCACGUUCUCUCGGCGGAACUUCAUCGAACCGCGCGGGUCUUGAUGAGAGGGGACGUGUUCUACCAAUGA
This is a messenger RNA of Lasiosphaeria miniovina, 1275 nucleotides long. RefSeq lists its product as uncharacterized. Bases 1 to 1275 code for a protein of 424 amino acids. The record is from RefSeq and is a predicted model, not a curated record. The transcript has a single exon. Lineage: Eukaryota; Fungi; Ascomycota; Sordariomycetes; Sordariales; Lasiosphaeriaceae.